Molecule: messenger RNA, 1020 nt
Organism: Schistosoma guineensis
Lineage: Eukaryota; Metazoa; Platyhelminthes; Trematoda; Strigeidida; Schistosomatidae
Source: the annotation of a GenBank genome assembly
AUGAAUGGUGUGAAACGUUCAUUUAAGCUAUCCACAUUCUUAAUUUCUACUGGGAUUCCUUCAUUUGACGAAUUACUUGGUGGUGGUGUGACCUCAGGAAGUAUAGUUCUUAUCGAACCAGAUUUUCACCAAACAUAUGCAAAACUGCUCUUAAAUUUGUUCGUAGCAGAAGGUAUAUUAUCGGGUCAUAGUAUAUUCUAUGGUGCAACGGAAACAUUUGACAAUUUACUAUGUAAAUUACCAGAUCAUAUGACUUCUACAAAUGAGAUCAAAGAAGAAAUUUCAGAUCUUAAAAUCGCUUGGCGUUAUCAAAAUGUCCCAAACACCAAGAAUGUAAAUUCAUCUGUAUCGAGUUUAGGGCAUCAUUUCAAUAUAACCAUACCCAUGAAUGCAACUGCUCGAAUAUCUGAGAAAAAUGUGUCAACUUGUUAUUUUCAACCGGAUAGUAAAAAAACAUUGCAUACCAAUCUCUUCAGUUUAAUUCAAAAAUUAAUUAUUUUUCGAUCAAACACAAAAGUGUCUUCUGGUAUACAACGGAUAGUGAUAAACUCAUGCGGCUCUCCUAUGUGGGGUUAUUGCAAAGAUACUCAACAGUUUUACAGGAAUAUGCUUAAUUUCUUUGCUACAUUACGCCUGUUAAUUCAAAACAGUCACUGUACAGUUUUUGUCACGUUACCUACAAUGAAGCUACCGCCUGGUCUAUUGACUCGUCUAUCUCAUUACUGUGAUUAUAUGUUUCGAGUACAAGGACUGCGUGACCAGAUACAGGCGAAUCCAGUGUAUUCAGAAUAUGAUGGUCUACUCACAGUUCUUCAUAUUCCUUGGUUAAUCAGUGGGAAUACACUUGAACCAGCUUUCAGAUCAUCUACACUUGAAUGGUGUUUCAAGAUAAAACGACAUCAGCUAGUUGUGCAGCAUUUUCACUUACCACCUUCUCUAUCCGAUACAGUAAAUAGAUCCAAUGCACCGGAAGGAGUCUUCACAUGUUCCAAAUUGCACGAAAAUCAGUUAGAAUUUUGA